Molecule: messenger RNA, 2221 nt
Organism: Salarias fasciatus (jewelled blenny)
Lineage: Eukaryota; Metazoa; Chordata; Actinopteri; Blenniiformes; Blenniidae
Gene: ptprjb.2
Product: zic family member 2 (odd-paired homolog, Drosophila), a
Exons: 3
Coding region: 72-1403 (443 amino acids)
Biological process (GO): regulation of transcription by RNA polymerase II
Cellular component (GO): nucleus
Molecular function (GO): DNA-binding transcription factor activity, RNA polymerase II-specific; RNA polymerase II cis-regulatory region sequence-specific DNA binding
Source: RefSeq, a predicted model, not a curated record
CUCUUUUUUAAAAGUUAUUCCUUCGCCGUGAGCCCUGCGCCGGUUGAGAUAAAUAGCCUCCGCCUGAGAUAAUGUUACUGGAUGCUGGCCACCAGUUCCCCGGGCUGGGAGUGGGCUCGUUCGCCAGGCAUCACUCCGCGAGCGACAUGCAGGACAGAGACUUGAGUUUGGCUCAGAAUAGCUUCGUCGACUCGGCGCACAUGGGCGCGUUCAAGCUGAACCACGACCUCUCCCCGGGACAGAGCUCUGCCUUCACCACCCAGGCGCCGGGCUACCCCGCGGCGGCUUUGGGGGCGCACGCCGCCCAUGUCACGUCGUACGCGAGCUCCCCUUUCAACUCCACCAGGGACUUUCUCUUUCGCAGCCGCGGCUUCGGAGAAUCCUCUCCGGCCAGCGGCCAGCACACUAUUUUUGGCCCCACGGCGGGAUCCCUGCAUCACUCCCACACAGACACUCAAGGCCACAUUCUGUUCCCCGGCAUCCACGACCAGCACGGCUCCCACGGGUCCCCGAACGUCCUGAACGGCCAGAUGAGACUCGGACUACCGGGGGAAGUUUUCGGACGCUCAGACCAGUACCACCAGGUCUCCAGUCCGAGGACGGACCCGUACUCGGCCGCGCAGCUCCACAACCAGUACGGCUCCAUGAAUAUGAACAUGGGGAUGAACAUGGCAGCCCACCACCACCCCGGUGCCUUUUUCCGCUACAUGAGGCAGCAGUGCAUCAAGCAGGAGCUCAUCUGCAAGUGGAUCGACCCCGAGCAGCUCAGCAACCCCAAGAAGUGCUGCAACAAAACUUUUAGCACCAUGCACGAGCUGGUCACGCACGUCUCCGUGGAGCACGUCGGCGGGCCGGAGCAGACCAACCACAUCUGCUUCUGGGAGGACUGCGCCCGGGAGAGCAAGCCGUUCAAGGCGAAAUACAAACUGGUCAACCACAUCCGCGUGCACACGGGGGAGAAGCCCUUCCCCUGCCCGUUCCCCGGCUGCGGGAAAGUCUUCGCGCGGUCGGAAAACUUGAAGAUACACAAGAGAACGCACACAGGGGAGAAACCAUUCCAGUGUGAGUUUGAGGGCUGCGACAGAAGGUUUGCAAACAGCAGCGACCGAAAGAAACACAUGCACGUCCACACGUCCGACAAGCCCUAUCUGUGUAAAAUGUGUGACAAGUCCUACACACACCCCAGCUCCCUACGAAAACACAUGAAGGUCCACGAAUCCUCCCCACCAGCAUCAGACUCGUCACCAGCAGCCAGUUCCGGUUAUGAAUCCUCCACACCUCCGGGCCUGGUGUCUCCCACCACCGAGACCCAAAGCAACACAACCCUGUCCCCAGCCUCAGCAGUGCACAACACCACCAGCCACAGUGGCCUGUCCUCCAAUUUCAGUGAAUGGUAUGUGUAGGACUGAGCUGAAGUGAAGCCACACACACUCAUCUCACAGCACUGGGCCAUUCCUGCAGCAGAAUGGGACACGUGCACACAAGAGGCACACAAACACUUGUUUAUUUUAUUAUUUUUGAUGCACCAGGGAAGACGGUGAUUACCAACAGAGGAAAAUAUGUACAAUAUUCGAGGUGUAUUUCAUAUUGUAAAUAACGACUAAAAAGCCCACUUUCCCAUUGGUUGUGAUAGUUUGUCAGUCUUUGGUGUAUAGGUGUUCCUUCAAUGGUAGCUAUUUCUCUAACUGGACUUUUAGUGCACAUAUUACAAUAAAAUUGUACAAUAAUGUUGAAUAUUGUGAUCCUAAGGCAAAUUGAUUGUACUAUACUAAAACAUCUAUAAACUGGAAAGAGUGCCAAAGUUAACAUUUAACUCAAACAGACCACAAUAUUAUGCUUGUGAAUGUAUAUUUUAGUUUGCUGGGCUUAACUUGUGAUGUUUUGUGCUUUGCAAGUUUGAAUUGUGAAAUACUAUCUGGAAGAUUGUGAGGAAAAUAAACGUUGUGCCGUUCGAUUUUCUGUAACUACGCCCUUCCUUUUGUAAAUAUCAACUGCCAUAUUUAUCCAUUUGUAAUUAAAUUAUGGUAUUUACUUGCUACAGAUGAAACAGUAUUUAUAAAGAAUGUUUCUUUACUAUAAAUAUGUACAAUUUACGAGCUAAACAUGGGGCAGUUGUUUCGUUAUGUGCUUUUGUUCGAAGUUUUAAGAGGUGUUUUCUUCCUUAUUGUGAUAAAAAAUUUUACUGCAUACAAAUAUAAUAAAAGGUGUUGCAAGUGCUAAA